Molecule: messenger RNA, 1290 nt
Organism: Chaetomium globosum CBS 148.51
Lineage: Eukaryota; Fungi; Ascomycota; Sordariomycetes; Sordariales; Chaetomiaceae
Exons: 2
Coding region: 1-1290 (429 amino acids)
Molecular function (GO): hydrolase activity, acting on carbon-nitrogen (but not peptide) bonds
Source: RefSeq, a predicted model, not a curated record
AUGCUGGAGGAGGAUGAGUUGCUGAGGGGCAAGUACUUCAUGCUCGACCGGGUCGAUGUGCAUUGCACUUGGGUGUCCAAGGCGGUGCUGGAUUUGUUGCCGGAUCUCCCCGAUGAGGUGCCCGGGGGUGAGAUUGUGAGGACCCCCGGGAUGGGCGUAUUCUGCGACAACGCCAUGGAUCUGGUCAUAUCGCUGUGGCCCAAGCCGAGCAAGGAGCGGAAGAUGACGUUCGUGGCAUCGGCCAUGAAGGAGUUGCACAAGGUUGGCCUGGUUGGCAUGCAUGAUGCGGGCGCGCUGCCGGCAGAGAUCGCCAUGUUUGACGAGAUGAGCCGGACCGAGGACUGGACCCUCAGGGUGUAUUCUAUGCUGGAAUGCCCCGAGCGGAACUCCUUCUGCCCUGAUGAGGCGGUCAAGGUGGAGCAUCCCGAUGGUAUGCUCUCGGUCAGGAGUGUGAAGUUGUUUGCGGACGGCGCCCUUGGAAGCUGGGGCAGCGCCAUGAUCGAGCCGUACUCGGACCGCCCAGACACAUCAGGUUCGUUGCUUGUCAACGCCUCCACGCUCACCUCGCUCGCCCGGUCCUGGUCAGCCGCGGGCUUCCAAGUCAACAUCCACGCCAUCGGCGACCUGGCCAACCGACUCGCCAUCGACGCCCUCGAAGCCUCCCUACGAGAUCUCUGCCCCGAAGACCACAACGACCUCUCCGCCUGCCAGUCCCGCCACCGCUUCCGCAUUGAGCACUCGCAGAUCAUCCACCCGGCCGACCAGAAACGCAUGCACGACCUCGGCAUCAUCCCUUCCAUCCAGCCCACGCACGCCACCUCGGACAUGGCCUACGCCGCGCUGCGCCUGGGUGACGAGCGCACGCGCACCGAGGCCUACCGCAUGCGCUCGCUGCUGGACGUCAGUCCCAUCCUCGGCAGCGACUUCCCCGUCGAGCCGCCGAACCCCUUCGAGGGCAUCUACGCCGCCGUGACGAGGAAGAGCCCGCGCACGGGGACCGGGCCGCCGGGGUAUGAGGGGGGUUGGCAUCUCCAGGAGGCGUUGACGGUGAAGCAGGCGCUGGAUGGGUUUACGAGGAGCGUGGCGAGGGGGGCGUUUCUGGAUGGGAAGGCGGGGGUUAUUCGGGAGGGGGCGUUUGCGGACUGGAUUGUGCUGGAUGAGGAUAUUAUGGGCGUUGGGAAGGAGGAGUUGAGGAGUUUGAGGGUGAGGGAGACGUGGGUUGGGGGGAAGAGGGUGUAUGCGAGAGAGGCGGAGGCUGGGGAGAGGGAAAAGGAAAGGGAGGAUUUGUAG